Messenger RNA from Rhododendron vialii, 2578 nucleotides. RefSeq names its product plastidic ATP/ADP-transporter. Gene Ontology annotation, cellular component: membrane. The coding region runs from base 432 to 2312 and encodes 626 amino acids. Lineage: Eukaryota; Viridiplantae; Streptophyta; Magnoliopsida; Ericales; Ericaceae. The transcript has 5 exons. Gene Ontology annotation, biological process: nucleotide transport. Gene Ontology annotation, molecular function: ATP:ADP antiporter activity. The record is from RefSeq and is a predicted model, not a curated record.
ACUCUUUCUUUCACACAUCAUACACUUCCCCCAUUAUUCACGUUUCAAGACCUCUGUUUUAGUUUGCAAAAGUAAUUUCUCGUGCUCAAAAAGUUCAACAAUUGAUAUGCCAACUUGUUUAAUCUGCAACUAAAGAUUUAUUGGCUUCCCCCACCUCCACUAUUUAUCUCUUGUGGUUUUGCCCUACCAUCCAUUUUUUGUAUAUUUUCCAAACCCUUGCCCCUCGAGGGUUUAUGCUUCUCCGGUGGCAUAUAAAAAGAUAUUUGUAUCUAUUACCCCAAUCCCCUCUGAGAAAUCAAUCUUCUCCCCCUCACCUUAUCCCUCUUCUUCUAUCCUCUCUUUCUCUCAUGCUCUCCUCUUAAAAAUCCAAUCUUUGGGUUUCUUCAAGGUAAGGUAGAGAGAGAGAGAGAGAGAGAGAGAGAGAGAGAGAGAUGGAAGCAGUUCUACAAACAAAAGGGCUUCUCUCUCUUCCUUCAAAACCCAACCCUAGGGCUUUCAACCUUCUUCCAUCACAGGGGCUCAGGCAUAGAUUCAUCACUCCCUUGAAAGCCAAACCCCUUGAUGGGUUAUCUCUAUCUCUCAAUGGGUUGUCAAGGUUCCAUGGUUUUGCAACAAACCCUCAUGGGGUUUUCCAAAAGAAUAGAACUUUUCAUAUUUGCAGGGCUGAGGCGGCAGCAGCAGCUGAUGGGCAGCCACUAUUUGGAGAACCAGAGUCCCCCAAGUUUAUGGGUAUUGAAAUUGUGACCCUAAAAAAGAUUAUUCCUCUUGGGUUGAUGUUCUUUUGCAUUCUCUUCAAUUACACAAUCCUUAGAGACACCAAAGAUGUGUUGGUUGUGACAGCUAAAGGGUCUAGUGCUGAGAUUAUACCAUUUCUGAAAACUUGGGUCAACUUGCCCAUGGCUAUUGGGUUUAUGCUUUUAUACACAAAAUUGGCUAAUGUGUUGUCAAAGAAAGCUCUCUUCUACACAGUUAUUCUCCCAUUUAUUGCCUUUUUUGGGGCUUUUGGGUUUGUUCUGUAUCCCCUUAGCCAUUAUUUCCACCCUACAGCUUUUACUGAUAAGCUUCUAGCCACCCUUGGUCCCAGAUUCCUUGGUCCACUUGCAAUUAUUAGGAUCUGGAGUUUCUGUCUGUUCUAUGUGAUGGCUGAGCUCUGGGGUAGCGUGGUGGUUUCAGUGCUGUUUUGGGGAUUUGCCAAUCAGAUUACCACAGUUGAGGAAGCUAAAAAAUUCUACCCACUUUUCGGGCUUGGUGCCAAUGUUGCCCUUAUUUUCUCAGGUCGAACUGUGAAGUACUUCUCUAGUUUAAGACAAUCUUUGGGUCCUGGAGUUGAUGGUUGGGCUAUGUCCUUAAAAGCAAUGAUGAGCAUUGUCGUGGGUAUGGGGUUCGCAAUCUGUUUUCUGUAUUGGUGGGUGAAUAAGUAUGUGCCUCUUCCAACCCGAAGUAAGAAGAAGAAGGAAAAACCGAAUAUGGGGACAAUGGAGAGCUUGAAGUUCUUGGUUUCAUCAAGAUACAUUAGGGAUCUUGCGACUUUGGUGGUUGCCUAUGGUAUUAGUAUUAAUCUUGUUGAGGUUACAUGGAAAUCGAAGCUCAAAGCCCAGUUUCCAAGCCCAAAUGAGUACUCUUCCUUCAUGGGUGACUUCUCAACUGCAACUGGGGUAACAACUUUCACGAUGAUGCUUCUAAGCCAAUGGAUAUUUAACAAAUAUGGUUGGGGAGUUGCAGCCAAGAUCACACCCACGGUCCUGCUUCUGACCGGAGUUGGCUUCUUUUCACUAAUAUUGUUUGGUGGUCCAGUUGCACCUGUGAUUGCAAAGUUUGGGAUGACUCCACUUCUAGCAGCCGUAUAUGUUGGUGCACUGCAAAAUAUUUUCAGCAAAAGCGCCAAGUACAGCUUGUUUGAUCCUUGCAAAGAAAUGGCCUAUAUUCCUUUAGAUGAGGAAACCAAGGUGAAAGGAAAGGCUGCCAUUGAUGUGGUCUGCAACCCACUGGGGAAGUCAGGAGGAGCUUUGAUCCAGCAAUUCAUGAUCUUAACUUUCGGGUCGCUGGCGAACUCAACCCCUUACCUUGGGGGCAUACUUUUAGUGAUUGUGCUUGCAUGGUUAGGUGCAGCCAAGUCUUUGGACACCCAAUUUACUGCUUUGCGUCAAGAGGAAGAGCUUGAGAAGGAGAUGGAACGAGCGGCCGUGAAAAUCCCAGUUUUGGCUGAGGAAAAGGAAGGUGGGAACGGAUCUUUUGUGGGUGGGCCCGCGCUGAAUCCAACUGGAGGUGACUCGACAAGCGGUUCAUCAACCUCAAGGCCUCACAAUCUUUGAAAAGAUUCAUUCAUUACUUCAAGGAACAACAGAUGCCAGAAAAAGAUGUUGAGAAGUCUUGUUAGUUGCUUUGCUGCUUGUAGGAUUUUACUUCAUUUAGACAUAAUUAGAAUCUCAUUGGUUGUAUUGGACAAAGGCAGGUAUUUCACGUCUUUUUAAUAGAAAACUGAGAUUAAAUUAUGUCCUAAAGCUUGUGUCACUUCGUUUGUUUAGUAACUUAGUUGUAAGAAUUGGAUUUUUGUUGAAUCUUAGCAUCUCUUUGAGUG